CCAGGUAGCACCUCCCCUCGGAAUACAAGCCCCAUUCCUGCUGAGAUGCGCCGUAGGCUUAGCCGUGUUAGAAUGUGUCCGUCACAAGGAGGGUGGGUCUAAGCGGCUGGGCCCCUGGCCGAGAGCAUUUCAGCUGCUGCGGGGGGCGCGGGCCGCAGUCUGUCCUCCGUGCUGCCGUAGGACGAGGUGGAGCUUAGCGGAGCGCGCGCAUCGCGGUGGCCUGGGUGCUGGGACACCUGAGUAAAACAGAAGAGGAACUUGUCUCCCACGACUUACAGUCUAGUAGUAGGUGCUUGCUGAAGACAACAUACCCAGAUCACUACUGCCUGGAAGUGAUUGUUAGAUCCUGGUACAAACCCAAGAAGCGGGAAGGACAACAUGGACCAGCAACUGAAGACAAGGGUGGAGACGCGCAGCCAGAAGGGCCUGGGUACAAGAGCUCCCGGUGAGGCUAAGCCAGGGCCGGCCGAGCCCCAGCCCACCCAGCAGAAGCCUUUCAACAUGACAUCGGCCGUAGGCACUGAAGAUGUGUACCAGGACAGCAGCCACCAGGCUGUUGGAGAAGAUUCCUUCUGUGACUGUUACAUAGAAUGCAUAAUAAGAGGGGAGUUUUCUGAACCUAUCCUGGAAGAGAACUCUCUUCUUAAGUCCUUUGAGUACCUGGAAGGAGGAUCAGAACAAGACCUUUCUCAGCAGGGUCUUGUAGCAAGUUCACUGCUUGAAUGCUCCCUGGAAUACAUGCAAAAGGAGGCAAAAGAAGUUCCUCAACAGAUUGUUGGAGAGAAUUCACUUGUUGAGCACCCUGAGCACACGACAGGCAAGAGGCCUCUGCAGGGAGGAGUUCCCAGCCUUGACGUCUCAGAUCCUGAACAGCUCGCAGAGUCGGUUCCAAACGAAGAAUAUAAUGCUCUGGGGCAAAUUGCUUGUCCUCAGCAUGGAUGCACAAGAAAGUUUAAAAGUAAGGCCUCCAUGAAGAAGCAUCUCGUCGUGCACGGUCCCCGACACCACGUGUGCGCAGAGUGCGGGACAGCUUUCCACGAGGGCGCGAAACUGAAAAGGCAUUUCCUGGUUCACACCGGAGAGAAGCCGUUUCAGUGCACUUUCCAAGGGUGCGGGAAACGCUUUUCCCUGGACUUCAAUUUGCGCACGCACGUGCGCAUCCACACCGGGGAGAAACGUUUUGUCUGUCCCUUUGAAGGCUGUCACAGGAAGUUCACUCAGUCGAAUAACCUGAAAGCUCACCUCGGAACUCAUGUGAACACCAGACAAAACCCGUGAAAGAGAAGAUCGAAAAUAAUCCUCAAGGAGAAGCCUAUUAACGAGAGUGAGUGGAGACAAAUAUGCCGAUUGCCUAUGGUUUCUAAGAAGGAAAUUUAAAAUCAAUGUUACAAUCCUACAAGGCAUAAUUUUAAUGUUACGCUCCUGUGGCCUCUGAUGCCAUUUUACAACAUUGUGUACAGGAUUAUAGUGUGCUUCAAGCAGGAAGGUCAGGAAUGCAUUUACUUCAAAAGCGUAAUCCUUAAUACAUUCUGAAUUGGAUUAUUGGACAUGGGACUUAAUUGUCACAUGCUUUAUCUCUUUAUCUUUAAAAUGAAAUUAAUUUGUUUUUUUUAACUUUGUAAUUUCUAAUUGUUUCACUUUUGUCUUUCAGGAAUAUACUUCAUGCUACAUGUGAUAAUCCUAGAGAAUGAAAAUUUUGCAGUAGACUCUAUGUGAAUGGGUAGUUAAACAUUUUUUAAAAGUUCCAUCUGUAUUUUAAUCUUUUUUUUUAAUCAUUGUUUCAGGUGAUAUUGAAAUCCUAGCUAGAUGUGGGUGGUUAUUUGAUAGUGUCAAUGCAAUUAAAGCCAUUUUAGAUAUUUUUAAAUAAAAGGGAAUAAAGCCCUAGAAAUAUAAAUCAAAGAAGUUUGUGUUAAAAAGAUAUACCAUUUAUUUGUCUUUGAAAUUGGCAAACCAUUGCAAAGAUUGACAGUUCAGGAUUGGUGCGUGGUGGUGAAAAAUUACCCUUCUACAUGAUUGGUUUAGAGAUCAGUUCUCACAGCCAUUUUGGAGGGUGUUUUGCAAGUGAGAUGUAAGUUUCCUAGGGCUGCCAUAACAGUGCCACCAACUGGGUGGCUUUAAGGAAUACAGAUGCCUAUCGGUGUGGGGGCUAGAGGUUCAAAGUCAAGGUCUUGGCAGGACUGCUUCUUCUGAAGGCUGUGAAGGAAAAAUCUGUCCAAGCAUCUCCCUUGAUACGUCUUCGUGUUUACGUGGUGUACUCCCUGUGUCUUCACCUUACUCCCUCUGCAUGUCCAUGUCCAGAUUCUUUCUUACAAGGAUACCAGUCAUACUGGAUUGGGAUCCACACUACGGACCUCAGUUUUAACUUACCUCUGGAAAGACCCCAUCUCCAAAAUAAGGUCACAUUCUGAGGUCCUUGGGGUUAGGAUUUCAACAUGAAUUCUUGGGGGUACACAGUGUAACUCAUCAUGUCAAAUCUUUUAGACCCAGUAAUUUCUAGAAUUCUAUGGAAAUAGUUGCACUCACAUACAAGAUGUUUUUGUUCAAAGGGAAUUUUUCCAAGGGUGUUAACGGAAGCAUAUUUUUAAUAGUAAUUCAUAACUUCAGUGUCUCUUAAAAGGGAACAAGUUGCAUAAAUCAUAAUACCUCCAUUCAAUAGAAAACGUGCAAAUAUCUCUAAAGGAAGUGUGGCUGGAAAGGGAAGGAAAUAGGACCACAGUUACAGGGAGUAGGAGGAAGU
Molecule: messenger RNA, 2737 nt
Organism: Manis pentadactyla (Chinese pangolin)
Lineage: Eukaryota; Metazoa; Chordata; Mammalia; Pholidota; Manidae
Gene: ZFP42
Product: ZFP42 zinc finger protein
Exons: 3
Coding region: 379-1278 (299 amino acids)
Biological process (GO): regulation of transcription by RNA polymerase II
Cellular component (GO): transcription regulator complex; PcG protein complex
Molecular function (GO): DNA-binding transcription factor activity, RNA polymerase II-specific; RNA polymerase II cis-regulatory region sequence-specific DNA binding
Source: RefSeq, a predicted model, not a curated record